AUGUAUGGUGAAGCAGCUAAGAUAAUGUACAGACCUCACUCAUCAGCCAGUCAUAAAAUCCGACAACAAUUUUGUUUAUUACCUCUGGCGUCAAUAGAAGCCGAUGAAAAUGACGAUGGGAUUGACAUUUUACAAGAUCUCAUCAAGAAGACUUGGUAUAUGUGGAGUAUAUCUGCGUUAUUCAAUUUCACUUGGAAUAAUGAACGAAUAUUGAAAUUAUACGGUAAAAGAUUACGAGAGGAAAUAGCAUCAAUGUUGCCUCACCACGAUGUUGCUUAUGAAGCGAAAUUUACAGUUACUGAAAAUAAUACUACUCAGUUGAAUGAAACUAAUCCACCAGCAAUCAAAAUUGAAGUAUACAUUAAAAAAUUGACUGAAGAAGUAUCAAGUUGUAUUUACACCGGUAUCUUAACAUCCUGGGGGCCUCUAAUUACCGAUUUAGAGAAUGAAAAAUCGACUAACUUGCCACUUUUAUUAUGUCGUGGGAACAAAACUGCUAUCAGAGCAGUUAAUAAAACUUUAAACAUAAUGUUUGAUUGUACAAUAAUACCACUUACAGCAACAGAAGAAGAUUUGCAGUGGUUGGUACCGGGAAUAUUACAUUCCAGUAAGGAUAGUUCAUCAAAAGGACAAGUUAAAUUAGAAUAUAAGAUUCCAAAUACUUUAAUUACAGAUAGUAUUAAUGUUACUUGUGAUGUAACAGCACUAAGUGGUCUGUGGAAGGCAAUUUGUGAUAACUCAGACUAUGAAAAUGGAUCAGAAGUUUUAUUAGAAGAAGUAAAAAAAUUUCAUGAAAUUCUAUUUGGACAGGCAUUAGUUGGUGCUGGUAUACAACUCGGUCUUUUAAAAUUAUUCAGAAUUACUUUUCCAACUUUUAAAGUAAUGGAUAACAGAAUUAACGUCAAAACAACAGAUGUUCUUCACAAAAUUUUGUUAUAUUUUAAUGAAAAAUCUGUUCAAAUAUUAUACACUAAUUUUGACUCGGUUACAAACUCAAGUGCUAAUUCUUUAACAGAAAAGUUGAGUUAG
Molecule: messenger RNA, 1029 nt
Organism: Cotesia congregata
Lineage: Eukaryota; Metazoa; Arthropoda; Insecta; Hymenoptera; Braconidae
Source: the annotation of a GenBank genome assembly